AUUUUUUAUUAUAUUAUUCCAUGUCCACAGCUAUCGAUGUGAAUGCCUUCUCUGAUGCCCAUUUUGAUGUAAAGAGUUGGAUCAACAGCUCUUUAAGUACCUCUACGAAAAACAAUGACGAUAACUCACCAAAAGAAGAAGAUUCAGUCGACGAUACCUCAUCAUCACCAACACUAGAACAAGAAACAGCAACAUUAAUCACAAAACUUCAACUAGCCAGCGAACAGGCAUCUCAACAAGUAGGUGUUCUGACCGACCAAGUCAUCAAAUCAAUGCCACGAAUAAUGUAUGAUAUUAAGCUUAUCACAGACGAUGCUAGGGCUACGCAACAAGGAAUACAACAAGUCAAGAAAAAUCUCGAUAUGAAAAACAAGGAUAACAAUGACGAUACAUUUGAGAAAUUACGGCAAUUACAUCUUUGCAAGACACGUAUGGAAGAUUGUUUAUCGGCUUUGAUGGAAGCGGAAAACUGGAACAACUUGGAAUCCGAAGUCAGUAAGGUCAUCAACAAUCACGACUUUGAAGGUGCUGAAUCUCGUUUGCAAGAUGCUCUCUCUUAUUUGGCAACAAACCGUCCAUCAACUCCCUAGAUGAUUACAUAUAUUCUUCCUUAUUUUAUAUCCUUACACCUUUAACUUUUUAUAUAUAGAUAUUAUAUGGAUUAGUCUAGUUCUUCCUUCC
This is a messenger RNA of Halteromyces radiatus, 681 nucleotides long. RefSeq names its product oligomeric Golgi complex subunit 7. Gene Ontology annotation, cellular component: COG complex. The coding region runs from base 21 to 590 and encodes 189 amino acids. The transcript has a single exon. Gene Ontology annotation, biological process: retrograde vesicle-mediated transport, Golgi to endoplasmic reticulum; Golgi organization; intracellular protein transport. NCBI's taxonomy places the organism in Eukaryota, Fungi, Mucoromycota, Mucoromycetes, Mucorales, Cunninghamellaceae. The record is from RefSeq and is a predicted model, not a curated record.